Molecule: messenger RNA, 1190 nt
Organism: Ceratitis capitata (Mediterranean fruit fly)
Lineage: Eukaryota; Metazoa; Arthropoda; Insecta; Diptera; Tephritidae
Product: peptidoglycan-recognition protein LF
Exons: 4
Coding region: 101-1126 (341 amino acids)
Biological process (GO): peptidoglycan catabolic process
Molecular function (GO): zinc ion binding; N-acetylmuramoyl-L-alanine amidase activity
Source: RefSeq, a predicted model, not a curated record
CUCAGUGCAUUUAGUGAAUUUCAAAGCAUCGAUUUGUUCAGUUGCUCCCGACUUUUAAUUAUUACUCGUACUUUGAAUCUUUAUAUAACAGCAUACAAAUAUGUCUAUUUGUGGCAGUUGCAAUAAAACUAUUGACUUGUGUUCACUUGUCAAAACUGUCAAAUGCAAUGGUCCCUGCCAGGGAGAAUUCCAUUCAAAUUGCACAAGUUUAAAACAUCAAAAAUUGCAAACAAAUAAAAAUGUCAUUUGGUUAUGUGAAAAUUGUUAUAAUUUAUGCGCUAAAAAUGUGCCAGAUCAAGCGGUGUGGAAUAAUUUGCAGGAAAAAGAGAAUAAUCAAGUCACAAUAAGUUUGACAUAUUUAUGUGAUGUGGAAAAACGCUUAGGAGCUCUUGAAAAGAAGUCAAGUCAAGACUUGACCGAAGUGGAAACAAACGGCACAAGAUCUAACAACUCCCCUGCACAAUCAAAAAUACCAAAUAAAUCCAAAUUUAACCGUGGCAUGCUAUUUAUCAUUGGUCUCAUCGCUUUCCUAAUCUUAACGUUAGCUAUAACACUUUUCAUCGUAAGAGGCGCUUCACGGAAACCAAUAACAGCACCACGAAACUACAAAUUCAAUGGAACAUUGCUAAGAAUCACCAAAGAAGAAUGGUUUGCUGAGGCUGAACGGGACAGCUUGAAAAAAUUAGAAUUACCGGUGCAGCGAGUGAUAAUUGGACAUACUGCUACAAAUGGUUGCGAGAAUAAGACGCAAUGUGAUGGACGAGUACAGAGUCUACAAGCCUUUCAUAUAUAUUCAAACGGCUGGAACGAUAUAGGUUAUAAUUUUCUUGUCGGUGGCGAUGGUUUGGUAUAUGAGGGGCGUGGCUGGUAUAAUAUGGGCGCAUACACGAAAGACUACAACAGAGAUAGUAUUAGUAUCGCAUUUAUUGGCACUUUUAAUAUGGAAUUACCCAGUGAGAAUGAUUUGAUAGCUGCUCAACUACUCAUCGAUGAGGGUCUUCGUUUGGGUGCACUCUCAAAAGAUUAUCGACUUUAUGGAGCGCGACAGCUAAGUCCCACUGAAAGUCCAGGAAAAGCACUCUAUAGUGUAAUCACAAAAUGGCCGCACUGGGCUAAAAACAUAUGAACAAUUGUAGUUAACAGUUAUGUUUAGCGAUUAGUAAUAAAUAUGUACAUCUUGAUCAUGAAAA